AUGAAUUCGCAGGUUGAUGAAGCAGCUCACUCAUUAUUGGGCAAUAUUGAGAAAACCACACAAACUAGUCGCUUUCUUUGUUCGCGACGCUUAUGUCUUAGCAAAGCAGGUCGGAUUCGCUUACUUAUUAGAGUUUUGGUUGGACUUUUAGUUAUUGUUGUAUAUACAGUAUUGGUGGUUUUUGUGGUUGACCUCGUGAAGACACCAUGGUUCGGUUCGAAUCUGUUGAACGGCACGUAUGCGUGUCACGAUACUGUUAGUUGUGAACAGCGCUUAGAACAAAAAGAAAGCAUCAGCAUAGGAUCAAAUAAUUCAUCAUCACCAAAUUAUGCAUUUUUUAGUUCAUUGUAUAACGAAAAGUAUUUGGAAGGCGCAUUGACAUUAGGAUAUACAAUAAAGAAACAUCACCCAAAUCAUCAGAUGCAUAUUAUCUAUUUCCCCGAGAAACUUUCCAAAGCAACGCUCUGUAAACUUCGUGCAAUCGAGUGGAUACCACGCGUUGCCGUGCGAAUUCCACCUCCAUGGUCGGGAGUUUCGGAAAACUUCGCGGAUCAGUUCACAAAAUUAAGAUUAUGGUCGUAUGAUGAGUUUGAUGGGAUCGCGUAUAUUGAUUCGGAUGCUUUGGUGGUGCAUCCGUUUGAUAAAACAUUUGAGCUGAUUAAAGAUGCUAAUGUGACGGGAUUUGAGUUCGCCGCCGCGCCUGAUGUUUUCGAUGGGAAUCUUGAUAAUACUUUUAAUGCUGGAUCUAUGAUAUUCAGACCUACUAAGAUUGUGUAUGAUGAAAUGAUGCGUACUUAUAAAAUACCCGGCAAUUAUAAAAUUACAUUUGCCGAACAAGCCUUUCUUAAUGAAUUUUAUCGAUUCAGACUUAUCACACUACCCUCCACCUUCAAUUUCAAUCUAUCAUUACUUAAGAAACAUCGAUAUCUCUGGAAACUAUUAUUUGACGAGAUAAAAGUGGUGCAUUACACGGUAUUGAAACCAUUCUUAACAUCUUCGCCACCACAAUAUCUAAGUGAAGUUUUUGAGUUCUGGCAUCAAGAGAAUGAUGCGAUGCACAAAAAACCAACAACGCCACGACCAACAACCCCGCGUCCUGGUACUCCUCGACACCACAACAACAGUUCUCGUCCAUCUACUCCGACCUACAAUAAUGGAGCGACGACGACGACGAUCCAAGACAUAACGAUAGGCUGUAAAGUCUAUGUGACAGUUAAUAACAAGGAGAAAACCGCUGAUCCUCCGGAAUAUCGAAAGGCAGAGAUUUUAUCAACUAGAAUCAAUAAUGGUAUUACAGAAUACUAUGUCCACUUUUUAGAAUUCAACAAACGAUUAGAUGAAUGGAUCCCGAUGGAGAGAAUUGAUAUUUCACGUGAGGUUGAAAAGUCAUCGGGAAGGAAACGCGCGAAAGGCGGUGGUCUUCGAGAUAGCGAUGCGCCUAAUAAUUCUUUGGCUUCUCCACUGAGUAAUGGAAACAGAACGCCGAAUAGAAACUUGGGUGUACCUGCAACAACAGUUGGCCAAAAAAGAAAAAUCUCUGCGAUGGAAGAUGUUCAUACUCCUCUAUCGGAGACAUAUGCUGAGGAUUUUGACAAUGAUACUGGUAGUGGACCAGGAACCCCUAAUGGUGGCUACGCUGCGGCAGCGGAUGGCAGUGGUGGACCACUCUCGAAAAAGCAAGAACUGGAGAAACUUCGCGUUUCUGGAUCAAUGACACAAUCAAAUUCCGAGAUCUCACGUGUGAAAAAUCUUGAAAGGAUUCAUAUUGGGAAAUUUGACGUCGAGACUUGGUAUUUCUCGCCAUAUCCUGCAGAGUACGCGUCCGCAUCCACGAUUUACAUAUGCGAGUUCUGUCUGUUUCAUUUUGUUAGUGAACGCCAGCUACGCAGGCAUUUAAAGAAAUGCAAUAUUUUGCAUCCGCCCGGCAAUGAAAUAUAUCGUAAAGACGAUAUCUCGUUCUUUGAAAUCGAUGGUCAUAAACAGAAAACAUAUUGUCGUAACCUUUGUCUUUUGUCGAAACUAUUUCUCGAUCAUAAGACACUUUACUAUGACGUUGAUCCAUUUUUGUUCUAUAUUAUGUGUAAACGAGAUUCCAAAGGGUGUCACAUGAUUGGAUAUUUCUCAAAAGAGAAGGAAAGCACUGAAGGCUACAAUCUGGCUUGUAUUCUCACUCUUCCACAGUACCAACGACAAGGAUACGGUCGACUACUAAUCGCCUUUUCAUACGAACUCUCAAAAAAAGAAGGGAAAGUGGGAUCCCCGGAAAAACCUCUUUCCGAUCUUGGACUUCUAUCGUAUCGAGCUUAUUGGACAGAAGUUAUCCUCGACAUAUUACUCGAGACAAAAGCGAACAGUGACGAGAUCACCAUCGAGGAAAUAUCUAAUCGCACAAGUAUCACCACCACCGAUAUACUGCAAACACUGCAAACAAUUGGCGCCAUCAAGCCGUAUAAAGGACAACAGAUUAUAUGGUUGUCUGAUGCGCUGGUAGCCGCACACGAAAAAACAAAGUCGAAGAAUCAUCGGACUAUUGAUGAAAAUUGUUUGCAGUGGACUCCACCGCAUUUCACCUCUAAUCAGUUGAGAUUUAUAUAA
This is a messenger RNA of Ambispora leptoticha, 2595 nucleotides long. Lineage: Eukaryota; Fungi; Glomeromycota; Glomeromycetes; Archaeosporales; Ambisporaceae. The record is from the annotation of a GenBank genome assembly.